Molecule: messenger RNA, 1515 nt
Organism: Drosophila mojavensis
Lineage: Eukaryota; Metazoa; Arthropoda; Insecta; Diptera; Drosophilidae
Product: pickpocket protein 19
Exons: 4
Coding region: 1-1515 (504 amino acids)
Biological process (GO): sodium ion transmembrane transport
Cellular component (GO): membrane
Molecular function (GO): ligand-gated sodium channel activity
Source: RefSeq, a predicted model, not a curated record
AUGUUCAUCAACCAAGUGAGAAAAGUGAAGCGGAAUCGAACGCGGAUAGCUGCCUGGAAGCAGCAACAGCAGCGGAAGUCGAACUGUGAGCCGGAAUGGAUAGACCUAAUCAGACGUUAUUCGAUUGGCUCGCAUAUACAUGGCUUCUAUCAGCUCUUUUGGCCCACGAUGCGACGGCGCAUGCGUUUGCUGUGGAGCCUGGCGCUGCUUUGUGCCCUAAUCGUGCUCAUCUAUGUUACGUAUCUGCUGGCAGAGCGACAUCAGCGCAAACAGUUUCAUACGAUCGUCGAUGAUUCGCAUUGGCCCAUUGUGAACAUUGCCUUCCCAGCGAUUCUGGUGUGCAACAAGAAUCACUUGAACUGGUCCCGUUUGCCGGAGAUCAGAGAACGCUAUAACAUCAGCGAUGCAGAGCUGCCUUUGGUGGAGAGAGCGCUAACGGCAUUUGAUGCCGUCACGACAUCGCAUCUGGAUGUCUUUGAGAGUCUGCGGGAAGAGCCCCUAGAAACGCUCAAUCAUCUAAACUUCACACAGAUCGUGAUUGAGAUGGCUUGGCGCUGUGAUGAAAUGUUCAGAGAGUGCAGCUGGCAUACGAUGGCUCAGAAUUGCUGCGAGCUCUUUCGGCCACGACGGCUGCCCCAAGGUCCCUGCUUCGCGUUCAACGAGCUGGAGAAGCGACCGAGCGCAGAGACGGGCUUGGGGACGGGCAUAAGUUUUCGUGUGAUGCUGAAUGCGGACAGGCAUGCGCCGGCCAAUAGAGAGUCGAAGGGUUUUGUGCUGGAUGUUGUGGAACCAGGUGUUUGGACCGGCUUUCCCAGGAAUGUGCCCCCUCAUGCGGACCUCAACAUCGGCCUCAGUGCUGUCUACCAUUUCUACGAUAGCGGCACAUAUUCACUGGACAGCAAUCAACGGGAGUGCCUGAUGGACUACGAACAGGAUAGCAAACAGUUUCUCACACUGUUGGGCUUUAAGUAUAUGCUGGAGAAUUGCCAGGCCGAGUGCCAGCAGCACUACAUGCUGAGCUAUUGCAAUUGCACACUGGAUCUGUUCUAUCCGCCCUCGAAUCAUGUUGCCUGCAAGCUGAAGGAUCUGCCCUGCCUAGCGGCACACAAUCAUCUACUGCAGAACUUCGAGCAGCCCGGCGAAAAGUCCUUUGUGGCCCAAAAAGAAGCUGGACUCAUCUGCGAUUGCCUAUACAACUGCAAGUCUCUGACGCUGCUAACCGAUAUGCGCCAAAGUGUUUUUCUGCCAUGGAAAGCGGACAAUGGCAGCCAUAAUUCCUAUUUAGAAUCGAAAAAUCGUUCGAUUUUCGUCACUUUCUAUUAUGACAAGGGAGUUAUUCUGGUCUACAAAACUAGCCUCAUAUAUAGCUGGAUCGAUUUGAUUGUUUCUUUCGGUGCUAUUUUUCAACUUUGUUUAGGCUGUUCGAUUAUUAGUCUGCUUGAGCUUUGCUUUUUUGGGCUGUUCGAUGUGCCACGUUUUUUCUGGACGCACUAUGAAUCAAGGCGCAUUGGUUAA